GUUACAUGAAUAUAUAAUACGCAAUUGUUUCUUUGAGAGAAAGAGUUUCAAAAAUUGUCACAGAAUGUUUUAUAGUCCAACGAAACUCCAUAAACUGAGGAUAGCUUGUAAAAUGUGGAUCUCUGUUCAGGAACGGUAUUUUAACUUCAAUCGAAUUGAACUACUCCUUGUUGGCUUAUGGCCUUAUCAACAAUCAGGUCUUGCUCGAUUUCUGAGAACAAUCUAUCUUAGUAUUUUGAUGAGCGUUGUUGCAUUAAUGCUUUCAAGGCUUUGCUUUGCAAAAUAUAGCUUUGAAUUUAGUAUUAAUCUGCUUUGUUUUUCAACAUAUUAUACUUUUUAUGCGAUUCUGUAUAUCGCCUUUUGGCUUAACAGAGAAGCUAUAAGAUAUUUAUUGGAGCAAUUACAAUACAUUUACAAUAGGCUAAAGGAUGAGAAUGAAAUUGCUAUCUAUGAUAACUACGGGAACAUUGGAAAACGAAUAACGAUCGCCUGUAUAAUAAUUGUAGUGUGCAAUCAGUCUGUUCUUGUUGCAAUACAAUGUUGGCCGUACAUUUUUGAUGUGAUUCUGCCCCACAAUGGGACCUAUGUGGGCCGUGUGGUAGCACUUGUGAGCAAAUAUUUCGCGGUAGAAGAAAAAUAUUCUUAUUUAGUUCUUCUGCAUCUAAACGUCGCUACUUCUGUAGGAGCACUUGUAUUCUUAGCAGUAGGAACAAUGAUGUUAUCAUGUUUCAAACAUAUCUGUGGAAUGUUUAGAAUUGCUAGCUACCGUUUUGAACAAGCAAUAACGACUACUACGUUACAAAGUAUUACCUUAAAAAAUAAAACUAUGAUUUACAAGGAGUUAAUCUGUGCCGUUGACAUUCAUCGCAAAGCUACAGAGUUUGCUAAAUUUCUUAUCAGUAGCAUGAAUCGAUCACUUUUCUUUGUCAUAAUGAUUUAUGUGCUUUGCGUGAGUUUCAAUCUUUAUGGAAUAUUUCACAAUGAACCAGCUGUGCAGGAAAUAGAACAAACAUUAGUACAUCUUAUUAUUAUAGGUUUCGUUUUUGCAUACAUGUUCAUAGCCAACUAUGUCGGACAGGAAAUUAUGGAUUAUAAUAAUCAUGUAUUUCUUACCGUGUACAAUGCUCCAUGGUACCUAGCACCGUUGCAGAUACAGAAGUUGAUCUUGAUCUUAUUACAAAGAAGUAACAAGGCUUUCACGUUGAGCAUCGUUGGAUUAUUCACAAUAUCUUUAGAAUGCUUUGCUUCGCUAGCAAGUACAUCAAUAUCUUACUUCACUCUCAUGCUAUCUUUGUAAUAAUUACGAAAAUAUAACAUCCAAUAAUAUCAUAUAUUAGAAUAGAUAGAUAUAAAACUGAGUGAAAAUGCCGACUUUCUCUUCUACUAUUAAACAGCUGGAAAGUUGGGGUAAUAAUAAGGUGAUAAUAUUUUUCUUUCAAAAUCGUAAAUCGUGUUAUGUGAAGUAAGCAAAGCAAAACAUUAGUUGGCUCAUAGAUACAAUCAAUUAUGCUAACAAAACCAGGCCUGAAGUGUUUCUCAUAUGUCAACGUAUCGAAUGUAUCAUUCGAAGAAAGUUUGUUGAUUUUAAUAUGUGUCAAUCGCAUUGUUGAAAUAUAUUGUAUAACGAAUUUAGUAUUAUAAUGAAAUAAUCAAUAAUAAAAAUUUCAUUAGUUUUUACGUAUGCAGCUCAAUUCAUUUUUUCUAAGAAUGGAUGAAAUGAUUAAUAAGUGAAAUAUUAUAAUAAUUUAAAUAUUAAGUAUGUUAAUAAAUUCUUUAAAUAAGUAAGUAAGUUAUAUGUAUAUUAAAUAUUCAGUAAUGAUACUUGCAAAGAUAUUGCUAAACUAAUAAGGAAAUAUAUGUUAUUAAGGAUCGGCCCUUUCCAA
Messenger RNA from Ooceraea biroi (clonal raider ant), 1883 nucleotides. Its product is annotated as odorant receptor 4. NCBI's taxonomy places the organism in Eukaryota, Metazoa, Arthropoda, Insecta, Hymenoptera, Formicidae. Gene Ontology annotation, cellular component: plasma membrane. The record is from RefSeq and is a predicted model, not a curated record. Gene Ontology annotation, biological process: detection of chemical stimulus involved in sensory perception of smell; sensory perception of smell. Gene Ontology annotation, molecular function: odorant binding; olfactory receptor activity.